Messenger RNA from Aspergillus ochraceoroseus IBT 24754, 1473 nucleotides. RefSeq lists its product as uncharacterized. The transcript has 8 exons. Bases 1 to 1473 code for a protein of 490 amino acids. Gene Ontology annotation, cellular component: plasma membrane. The record is from RefSeq and is a predicted model, not a curated record. Gene Ontology annotation, molecular function: carboxylic acid transmembrane transporter activity. NCBI's taxonomy places the organism in Eukaryota, Fungi, Ascomycota, Eurotiomycetes, Eurotiales, Aspergillaceae. Gene Ontology annotation, biological process: transmembrane transport; carboxylic acid transport.
AUGACCAAGGACUCCCAGAUCACCGUGGAUCCUCGACAGGACUUGUACUACAACAAGAACACCGUCGAGGAUGAGGAGGAGCAGACCCAGCUUGCCUCGAGCAAGCCUCACACUGGUGUUCUGAACGUGAUAAUUGCGGGAUUGGCUCUGUUUAGCGAUGGAUACAACGCGCAAAUCAUUGGCUACAUGGAGCCUUUUUUCUCCGUCUUGUACUCGAAAGGCAUGUCGUCCAGUAUCAAAUCUCGUCUGUCCAACUCUUUCUUGAUCGGUGAGAUUUUUGGAAUGCUUUUCUUCGGAGCUAUCAUCGAUCGACUGGGUCGAAGAACCGGUGUUCUCGCAGCGACUGGGUUCCUGGUUCUGGGUGUGGCUCUGGCUGCUGCUGCGCAUGGAACCACAGAGUUAGGCAUGUUCUGGAUGAUGAUCGUAUCUCGUGGAAUCGCUGGGUUUGGCGCUGGAGGAGAAUAUCCAGUGUGCGCCACCAGUGCUACUGAGGCAGCCGAUGAGACACCAAACCUGCGAAAGAUCAGGGGUUUCCUUGUCGCAUCGACCACUGAUUUCGCCGUUGACCUGGGGUUCGUGAUGGCUGGGGUUGUCGCUCUGAUUGUCCUCGCUUGCUUCCACCAGGAGACCCGGCAGGGUGUCUGGAGGGUGUGCUUUGGGCUAGGAUUUGUCCUUCCGCUCGUCGUUUGUUUCUUUCGAAUUCGCAUGAUCAAUUCCACCCAGUACCGCAAACACGCCAUCAAAUCGAGAUACCCCUACUGGCUGGUCCUGAAGAGAUAUUGGAAGCCAAUGCUUGGAACCGCCCUCUCAUGGUUCUGCUAUGAUUUCGUCACCUAUCCUUUCGGAAUUUUCUCGUCGACUAUCAUCUCUCAGUUGAACCCCAACAACACUAUGGUCGAAAACAUCGGAUACGGCACCGUGGUCAACUGCUUCUACCUUCCUGGCUGUCUCGUCGGCGGCCUCCUCAUGGACCGCAUCGGCCGCAAGCAAACCAUGACGCUCGGCUUCUUCCUCUGGGCAAUCUGGGGCUUCGUCCUCGGCGGUGCCCUCCAACCCAUCCAAACCGUCUUCCCGCUGUUCGUAGUGAUGUACGGUAUCUUCAACGCACUGGGCGAAAUGGGACCGGGUGUUUCCACCUUCCUCUGCGCGGCCGAGUCAUUCCCCACGCCUCUGCGCGGCCACUUCCUGGGCUUCGCAGCCGCCUUCGGGAAAGCGGGCGCAUCGAUCGGCACCCAAGUGUUCACGCCAAUCCAGAACUCGUUUUCCUCGACGGCAAAGGGCCAACAGGCCGUGUUCUUGAUCGGCUCGGCCUUUUGUGUGGUGGGAGGGUUGAUCUCGUGGUUCCUGAUUCCAGAUAUGUCGCGGGAGCUGGAGACCGAGGAUGUGAAGUUCAAGGCUUAUCUGGAGGAGAAUGGCUACGAUGUUAGCUCUUACGGCGAGGCGCUCUGUGUGGAUCGAAAGCAGCCACAGUAA